CACCCGCAACUUUGGCCUGAUUUACCUAAGGGUGCUUUGGGCAAGCCUCCAAAGGCGCAGCCGGGACAUGGCAGCAAUAGCUUGUAGCCAACCCUGACGCAAGCGCUUGGUGAGGGGAGUUGGAGCUAGCUUCCCCUCGUCUCCCGUCUGUCUCUCUCUCCCUCUGCGCCGCGCCCGUCUGUUCCCCCUUUGGCUUGCUGCGCAACCCACCUCUCUCCCUUUUCUGGCACUUUGCGCAACAGCUUACCCCUGGACCUCCCACACAUCUGACCAACAACACCCCCGAUCUUCCACCCGUCUCCAGCUGUUCUUCCUUCUUUUCCCCCCGUAUAACACCCAUUUUUUUUUCACCCGCACCUGCUACUCCUCUUUGCCGGUUGCAGUUCAACCAGCUCUGUCUAGCCAUAAACCCUACCAAUUGAGUUUUACUUCUUCUAUCAUUCACCAUGUCCCGCAAGAGAAAGCAAGAUGAGGAGCUUGUUUCUCUCCCCAGCGAUGAUGAGGAGGAAGAAGAAUAUGUGAGCGAGGAGGAUGAAGAGGAGCACGACGACGAGGGCGAAGAGGAAGAAGAGGAGGAGGAAGAUGCAGAGGAGAACGGCGAUGACGCUGGCGAGAAUGGCACGACCGACCAUGCCCCUCCAAGCAAGAAACAAAAGACAGCCGUCGCUUCGGAUGAAAAGGCGCCCACCAAGGAGGUCGAAGACGACGAUGCCGAAGAGGAGAAUGGUGAUGAUGCUGCCGAGGAGAACGGCGAGAACGGCGAGGAGGCCGAAGAUGACGAGGAUGCAGCCGAGGACGCCGCAGACGACGUUCCUGCCAAGGAUACUCCCGCCAAAGUCUCCAAAGAAGCUGCCGAGGAGGGAGACUCGUCUGCCGAAGUCGCUGCGGCUGGUGGCGACGAUGACAAGGCAGAUUAGGCAGGAUGCUUGCUGUUGCCUACUCAAGAUUUUUCCUUUCUCUUGCUCCGAUCUUUGCAAUUUACCUACCUAGCUUUGUCUGCUGUCCACAGAAAGAAUUGCGCAGAUUCUGUUGCUGAAAACAUGCAACCUAUUGUUUUGCCCUUGGUAACAGCAACGA
Molecule: messenger RNA, 1077 nt
Organism: Pyricularia oryzae 70-15
Lineage: Eukaryota; Fungi; Ascomycota; Sordariomycetes; Magnaporthales; Pyriculariaceae
Exons: 3
Coding region: 447-917 (156 amino acids)
Source: RefSeq, a predicted model, not a curated record